This is a messenger RNA of Cuscuta europaea, 2230 nucleotides long. NCBI's taxonomy places the organism in Eukaryota, Viridiplantae, Streptophyta, Magnoliopsida, Solanales, Convolvulaceae. The record is from the annotation of a GenBank genome assembly.
AUUUUCAAACAUUAGCCUAACAUAAUCAGCGAAUUAAAACCGCUGACGCAAUCGGCUAUUAGCUGUUCUUGCGUGUUUUCAUCGCUGCAAUACUUUUGCGCUUAUUGCGUCUCACGCAGGUGGCUGCGCCUGGGAGCCUGAUAGGAGUUUACCAUCAUAUGCGGCUCCCUGGGUGUGCUUAAGCGUCCUGGCGCUCACUAUUGACCACGCUGGAUGAGAAUUCGGGUUUCAACACAUUACUAAGUUGAAAAAACAGCUGAAGUAGCUCUAAUAGGUCAGAAGAUGGAUGCAAAGGAUAUUUUAGGAUUGCCAAAGAAUACAGUGUCCAUACCCUCAGAAAAGAAGUCCAGACCUCAGAAAGAGUCUCAACGCAAACCUGAUGGCAUUUCUCGAGAAGUUUACGCCCUUACAGGAGGUCUAGCGCCUCUUAUGCCUGCUAUUGACAUAAACCAUUUGAAACGACGAACACAGACAGAGAAUGAAAAGAUUACUUGGCAAUGGCUACCUUUUACUAAUUCUGCCCGAAAUGACAACUUGGAACUGUACCACUGGGUGAGGGUUGUAAAUGGUGUUUUGCCUAAAGAUGACUAUUCAUUUGCCAAGUAUAACAAGUCUGUGGAUGUUAUUCAAUACACAGGAGAGGAGUAUGAGAAGUAUUUGACAGAUCCUAUGUGGACAAAGGAAGAGACAGACCAAUUGUUUGAGCUGUGUAAAAGGUUUGAUCUACGCUUUGUUGUGAUAGCCGAUAGGUUCUCAUCAUCACGUACAGUGGAAGAGCUUAAGGAUCGUUAUUAUACUGUAUCAAGGGUUGUUUUGAACUCAAGGUCUGCGUCUUCUGUUGAUGUUGUUGGGCAUCCCAUUCUUAAGGAACCUGAGCCUUACAAUAUGACUCAAGAGAUCGAAAGGAAACGUGCAUUGUCUAUGGUGCUUUCCCAUACAAAGCAUCAAGAACGCAGGGAUGCAGAGGUCCUUGCCGAAGCAAAGAAAAUAAUGGAAUCUCGUAAGGCUUCCAAGGUUGCUGAAGAGUCAGAGUUACCCCUCAUGUCAGAUUUUGGACCAGAAGGUCCGGAUAUGGCCGCUACUGUUAAUCCUGCUUCAACUUCACCCAAUGCUCAGUUCCCUUUGGGCACAAGUGCUACUCCCAUAUCAGAAACUGCUUCAACUUUAACUUCUCUUCGCAUGUUGGGGGUGUACUUGCGUACCUAUGCGCUUGAGCAAAUGGUGCAAGCAGCAAGCUCGUCAGCGGGACUUCGGACUAUAAAGCGUGUUGAGCAAACUUUACAAGACCUAGGGGUGAAUUUGAAGCCUAAAGUUCCAACUAAACUAGUAUGUGCGGAGCAUCUUGAACUUAGAAAAGAAAUAUUGACCCUAUUGAAUCUUCAAAAACAGUUGCAAUAUAAGGAAUCUGAAGGUUCAUCCUAUCGUGAUGGUUCAUAUUCUGAAACACCCGGUACACCAACUAAGCGAGCACAGCGUAGUGCUGAUCAGGACAGGACAUUCGGCCCUGACUUAAGUUUUGGAGGUGAAAGAGUUGGUAAAAGGGAUCAAAAGCGCAAGGCACCUGGAACACCCAAAUUUGAAGGCUCCCCUGCAACGUCAAAACGUCCCAGGAAGCUGAAAACCUCAGAUGGAUAGCCUUUGGCAAGGUGGCUAGUACUCUCACUCUCAAGUUCCAUAUGUUUGCAGUGCUCUAACUGUUGGAGUUUUACCAGUGUGAUGUGGUAGUUUGGGUUUAUUUUUACAGAGGGAGCAGAAGCACUACCUUUCUGUGAAUGCUUUCUUCUCCUUCUUCUUCAGGCAUGAUGUGGCCAAGCUGCAUGAAGUGGUACGUUCAGCCACACUGGUGAAGGCUCCAACUGACUAGCAUAGUGCUAUUAUUAUUAUUAUUAUUAUUAUUAAAUUUUAACAUUUGAGUUCCAGCCAGUUCUAAUCUGUAAAUUCCAGGUUUCUCUCUGUAAUUAUCCGCGCCAAACCUGGAAAUUCUAGCUACCAAAUAUGGAGUGGGAUUUACCACCACCAAGCCUAGUUCUUCUUCUUCUUCAUGUUUUCUUAGAGAACUGACCAAAAUAUAAAUUAGAUUGUGUUUUAGAUGAGAGUUUCACAAAUUGAAACAAAUUGUUUUAGACUUUGCGGCUUGAUUGUCAUUAAUUUUACUCGUAGCAAUUUUCAAUUUACUAUUGAUUAUUACUUAAGAUUCACAUGGUUACGAUUUACGAAUUACUCUAGAUUG